Molecule: messenger RNA, 1832 nt
Organism: Suillus subalutaceus
Lineage: Eukaryota; Fungi; Basidiomycota; Agaricomycetes; Boletales; Suillaceae
Exons: 7
Coding region: 305-1660 (451 amino acids)
Source: RefSeq, a predicted model, not a curated record
GUCGGCUGUGGGCACGUACGUUGCCCUAGGAGCAGGAGCAACAUUGACUUUACAACACAAGUUACACAACCUCAAAACGAUGCAGUGAUCCCGAAUACUGGCCGCAGUGGACGUGGACAAAUUACUCCCAGAGCGCCCACAGCUUGAUUCCCGCAAAACCGUUCCCGCAGAGUCUGCGUCCUCCUCCUGCCAGAAGCGCAAGCAUGCCAAGGCGUGUAAAGUAAAAUCCUGCCCAAGCUCAUGGCUUUCUCUCCUCCCAUUUACAUCCUCCAAAGCUACGAAACACGUCCGUCAGUCUGUGCUUAUGCUUAUCCACGAUCUCGUCGUUCCCCCGUCAACCAACUCCCUCAACCUGAAUCCCAAAUCUCCGCAACUGACCCUCCCAGAUCCACACGAAAUCCUAGCCUCCUGCGCUCAAUCCUGCUCUGCCAAGAACCUGUCUUUGUCUACGCUUCUUCAAGAGCCAGCUGUAGCAGGUCACACUGCCAUCUAUUGGGCUAUCGUCCACUAUCGCCCCUCGCUCCUUGAUGCUUUGCUCAGACACUCCUCCCCUUUAACGCCUGCAACGCAAAGUGAGAUGAGGAAGGCAUGUUUGGUGGCAAGUAAUCAGGCAUUGUUCCAAAACCUCAGACUCAGUGCGGGGUUAUGCGCAAGUGGGUUACGGAGUGCUGCUGAUAGUCUCCUUCUUGGUCAGCGCCCACCAGAUGACGUGCGUAUCGAAGAGGGCCCCAAUGGUGCUUUCGCUGCAACACUGGAUAUCGCGAUGUGGCAGAAACGUAUACGUGCGGUUGGGAGCGUGAGCGUGGAAUUUAUUGCCUCUGGCCGUAUAUUCGCACUAACCUUCUUCACCACCGAUCGUCCCCAACCCAACACCAAGUCCACCAAAGCCAAAAGAGCUGUAGGGCCAUUGCACGUCUCACUCUCCCUCCUCGAGCACAGCCUACCAACCUACGUGGAUGCAGCAGUAGUCAUCGAUCGGCCUCCUCCCCUUCCUUCUCCAGGGCCUUCUUCACGGCACAUCUACAGGGCCACGAAGAAGUGGGACUUCAACUAUGAUGGACAAGCGCACGCGCGCCUCCCUUCUCCUCCUUCGCCCAGCUCCCCAAGCUCUCCUGGCCCUGCAACGUUCUCAGGUGCAUACACACCUACACAGAAACAUGUACAGAAACAGAUGUUACUUCCACCUCCCUCGCACCCCCACCGCGGAUUAAUGCAGACUUGUUCAUCUCCCUCGCUCAAGCAAUUGUCCCCGUCCCGUUCCUCGCAUACGUUAACAUCUGUAUUGGAUAGUAAGACUGCAGCACUCAUGCCCAAGAAGCAGCUCGUGAAGCUGAAGAAUACCUCGUUGGGAUCGCGUGCCAGUGGGCGUGCUCCGGUGGUGCUCCGUUUUAGUGCGGGCGAGUCUAUGCUUGCUUGUCGUACGAGGAAUGGAGCAGCAGAUCCACACGCCCUACGUCAUCCUACCGCCAAACCCGAUACCUGGUCCGAACAUGGCACGUUGUAUGUCUCUGCGAUCGUAGUGCCACUCGGCGAACAAGAUGGAGGCGGGUUGAUGUUUGACACAUCCCCGCAUAUCGCGCCUGAUGGUAGUUUACGAGCACGGCUAGAGGCGAGGUUGGUGAAAACUGAGGAAGGAGGGAAGGAGUGUAUUAUUUGUUAGUUUGAUGCAGGGCGAUAGGCUUUCUUAGUGUGGUAUUACCGUAUUGUGGUCUGGUUAAUCUUGUAUAGGAUUGUAUUUUGAUACAACUGCAGCUUGGAUGUGUUCAUCAGUAUACGUAGUAUCAGCACUUGGAGGGCAAAAAAGCCUGUAUGAACGAAAUAGAUGAAUGAAA